AUGCUUCCUCCUAUCCCCGCUGUCGCGGACUACGGCAUCUCACCAGAUCAUGGCUUCCUUCCACCAGAACCGCCACUCGAGGCCCUUCCGGAUCCUUACUAUGCCAAGUGGGAAUGGAUAGCAUCCAAUCUACAGUCUCUUCUACACAGUGGAAGGAUGCGUGACGUCGUCAACUGUCUACCUAUUCUUCAGACCAAAUACCUACAUUCCGAAGAUGAGUGGCGAAGGGCUUAUGUUGUCUUGACCUUCAUGCUUCACGGUUACGUCUGGGGUGGCAAGAUACCAGAAGAGAGAAUUCCACCUCAGCUUACUAUUCCACUUCUCGAGGUCUGCGACCAUCUAGAGCUCCCUCCGGUGGCCACAUAUGCCGCAGUGUGCUUGUGGAACUACAAGCCUAUCUUCCCAGAUGAACCCGCGUACGAUCUGGAUAAUCUCGCCUGCCUCAAUACCCUCACGGGAUCACUAGAUGAACGAUGGUUCUAUCUGAUUUCGGUGGCUAUUGAGGCCCGUGGAGGACCUGCCAUUCCCUUGGUUUUACAAGCUAUUUCCGCAGCGCGGACUGGAAAUAGCAGAGUAGUUACAGAGUGCCUGCAAAGUAUUGCCGAGAUUCUGGACCAGAUUGGUGUGCUUCUCGAGCGGAUGUAUGAGCAUUGUGAUCCCUACGUGUUCUAUCACCGAAUCCGGCCAUAUCUCGCGGGAAGCAAGAACAUGGCUGAUGCUGGACUGCCCAACGGCCUGUUGUACGACGAUGGAAGCGAGGAACCCGAGUAUCGGCAAUAUGGAGGUGGCAGCAACGCUCAGAGUUCACUUAUCCAAUUCUUCGAUAUCGCCCUGGGCAUCGAACACCGGCCCACCGGCGAAACUCGUCCCGCCAGGACUCUGUCCGAAGAUGAGAAGGAAGGCGUUGCGGGAGCACCGCGGCACGGAUUCAUUCAGGAGAUGCGAACCUACAUGCCCGGUCCUCAUCGGCGUUUCCUGGAACACGUGAGCGCUGUGGCCAAUAUCCGGGAGUACGUUGAAGCGCGACGCUCGGACAAAGCGCUCUGCCUCGCCUACGAUGCCUGUCUCGCUAUGCUGCGGGCCAUGCGAGACAAACACAUUCAGAUGGUGUCCCGAUACAUCAUCGUCCCCGCUCGGGAUGCACGGAACCGUGCACCCGAGACGUCCAGUGCCAGGAGGCCAUCGUUAUCAAUGAAUCUGGCCAAUGUUCGGCCUGGCAGCAAGAAGCUGCGCGGCACGGGCGGGACAGCGCUGAUCCCGUUCUUGAAGCAGGCGCGCGAUGAAACUGGAGAACCCGCUAUUGACGCUUGGGCGCGACGACUGCUAAGCAACGGUCCAGCGGAGCCGAGCUUCGCAGCCCUGAGCAAAUUAGGGGAGCAUGCGGACGGCCACCUGGAAGUGGUCGGGUUAUCAGGGACCUGGACGGCAGAUGACAGUGAGGGAGGUAUAUGCCAUUGGUAA
Messenger RNA from Aspergillus viridinutans, 1461 nucleotides. Its product is annotated as indoleamine 2,3-dioxygenase. The record is from RefSeq and is a predicted model, not a curated record. The transcript is spliced from 2 exons. Gene Ontology annotation, cellular component: cytoplasm. Bases 1 to 1461 code for a protein of 486 amino acids. Gene Ontology annotation, molecular function: metal ion binding; indoleamine 2,3-dioxygenase activity; heme binding. Gene Ontology annotation, biological process: 'de novo' NAD+ biosynthetic process from L-tryptophan. Lineage: Eukaryota; Fungi; Ascomycota; Eurotiomycetes; Eurotiales; Aspergillaceae.